This is a messenger RNA of Sceloporus undulatus (fence lizard), 2585 nucleotides long. RefSeq names its product short transient receptor potential channel 2-like. Gene Ontology annotation, biological process: manganese ion transport; calcium ion transmembrane transport; regulation of cytosolic calcium ion concentration. Gene Ontology annotation, cellular component: cation channel complex; membrane. Gene Ontology annotation, molecular function: store-operated calcium channel activity; inositol 1,4,5 trisphosphate binding. The transcript has 12 exons. NCBI's taxonomy places the organism in Eukaryota, Metazoa, Chordata, Lepidosauria, Squamata, Phrynosomatidae. The annotation marks the transcript as partial. The record is from RefSeq and is a predicted model, not a curated record.
CUUCUUCCCUUCCAGCCGGAGUACCUGGCGCUGGAGCAACUCUGCCAGGAGUUUGCCUUUGAGCUCUUGGGCAUGUGCCGCAAUCAGAGCGAAGUGACUGCUGUCCUGAACGACUUGGGAGACGAUGCUGCGGACGAGGAUGAGAACGAGAACGUGGUGGAUGACCAGGCCUUCGAGGAGGGGAUCCCCAACUUGGCAAGGCUCCGGCUGGCCGUCAACUACAACCAGAAACGGUUUGUCGCCCACCCCAUCUGCCAGCAGGUCCUCUCCUCCAUCUGGUGCGGGUCUCUGAACAGCUGGAGGGGCAGCAACAGCCUCUGGAAGAUCUUCAUCUCCUGCUCCAUCUUCGUGGCCAUGCCCUUCCUCUGCCUUGUCUACUGGUUUGCCCCCAAGUCCAAGGUGGGCAAAAUGCUGAAAAUCCCAGUGAUCAAGUUCCUUCUGCACUCGGCGUCCUACGUCUGGUUCCUGGUCUUCCUUCUGGUGGAGUCCCUGGUCCUGGAGCAUCACCACGAAUCCUUCUCGGGGCGCAACCAGAGCAUGUGGGAGACCUCUCUCCACAUGAUUUGGGUGGCAGGUUUCUUCUGGUUCGAGUGCAAGGAGGUCUGGAUUGAGGGCUUGCGCAGCUACCUGCUGGACUGGUGGAACUUCCUGGACAUCGUCAUCCUCAGCAUGUACUUGGCAUCCUUUGUGCUCCGGGUUUUAGUCUUCCUCAAAGGCCAGGUCUCCUGCUUGGACGACGGCAUUUCCUCCCAUGAAUGCUACUAUUACACCGAAGCUGGGCGCCAGGAGUGGCACACGGAGGACCCCCAGUUCAUGGCCGAGGUGCUCUUUGCGGUCACCAGCAUGCUGAGCUUCACCCGCCUGGCCUACAUCUUGCCGGCUCAUGAGACCCUCGGGACACUGCAGAUCUCCAUCGGGAAGAUGAUAGACGACAUGAUCCGGUUCAUGUUCAUCAUGAUGAUCAUCUUGACAGCAUUCUUGUGCGGGAUGAACAACAUCUAUGUCCACUACCAGGAGUCCGAGCGGCUUGGGAGCUUCAACGAGACGUUCCAGUUCCUCUUCUGGACGAUGUUGGGGAUGGAGGAGCAUGAUGUGGUGGACAUGCCCCAGUUCUACGUGGCUGAGUUGGUGGGGAGGGUCCUCUACGGCGUCUUCACCAUCGUCAUGGUGGUGGUCCUCCUCAACAUGCUCAUCGCCAUGAUCACCAACUCCUUCCAGAAAAUCGAGAACGAUGCCGACGUGGAAUGGAAGUUUGCUCGCUCAAAGCUCUACCUGUCUUUCUUCAGGGAAGGCCUGACGCUGCCUGUCCCCUUCAACAUCAUCCCGACUCCAAAGUCCGUCUUCUACGUCAUCAGGGGCGUCCUUCGCUUCCUGUGUUGCUACAAGCCCAAGCGGCCGCAGAAAUACCCCCCGAUUCCUACCAUCUCGAAUCCGUGCGUGGAAGAGGGUGGCCUGCGGGCAGAGAGCCGCCUCUCCUACCGGCGCCAGGUGCUGAAGGCCUUGGUCCAGCGCUACAUCGACACGGCCAGGAGGGAGUUCGAGGAGAGCCGGAGGAAAGAUCUGGGGAACCGCUUGACAGAGCUGAACAAGUCGGUCCUUCGCCUUUACUCUGAGAUGAAGCACCUUCGCCACUCUGUGGCCGCCAACCACACGGCCGCCAACCCUCUGGAUGGGGCCAGCGUCCUGCGCAAGUACAUCAUGAAGGUGCGCAACAGCUUCCAGAGCUACGACCACGAUUCGGGCAGCUCCGGCCAGGCGUCCCCCGUGGAAGUGGUUGUGCACCAGGAGGAUGGGACCAUCCCUGAAGAGGAAGCAGUGCCACCGGUCAGUCAGGAAAGCACCAAAGAAGAGAUCGAGGUGGAGGCGGUGGUAGAGGAGGAACCGCUGCACGCAGAGACACUGACCGUCAGCAAUGAGAAGCCAACGGAGGAGCCAGAGACCUGACUCCAGAGAAUCCAGAGACACAGCUGUGUUCAGGAACCGGUCUGAAAACGGAUCUCGUGGCACUUUUGAGAGUAAGAGAAAGGAAAGAAAGAAAUCGGUAGCCUACGCUUUCGCAGAGUUAAGUCUCCUUCCUCAGGCGCACUGGCCUCUCUUUCUAGGGAUGUCAUAUAUUUCCACUGCCUUGAGUCCCGAUAUUGGGAGAAAGGUGGGAUAUAAGAAAAGUGUGUGUAUGUAUGUGUGUGUGUAUAUCAGUCUCAGGAAAAGACCAAUAAUGUUACCAUCUUCCUUCGUGCUGCAAAAAGUCCUUAAACUGCAAAAUGUUUGGACAUUUUUCACAGUUCGGGAUUGUUUCUGUGGGUUUUUGUGCAGAAAACAUGGUUUUCAGUGAAGGGGCAGCGCUUUCUGUAUAGAAAACUGGAAACCAUCUGGCUGCACGGAAAACGGUGCUCUCUGCAGACAGAGCAAAGUCCUUUUUGUUUUCCAGACAAUAUGGAAGUCCCCCCCUUCGUCUCGGCAGGAUCGUCUUGGCCAAGGUCUCCUGAGUGUCUUGAUGGUUGAAAUGUUUUCCAAUGGUCUAUUGCUUCCUUACAUACAUAACUCGGUCAUCCAAUAAAUGCAUACUAUCAUUAACUUAAUAAAUA